Molecule: messenger RNA, 1785 nt
Organism: Vanrija pseudolonga
Lineage: Eukaryota; Fungi; Basidiomycota; Tremellomycetes; Trichosporonales; Trichosporonaceae
Product: Amino-acid permease inda1
Exons: 4
Coding region: 1-1785 (594 amino acids)
Biological process (GO): amino acid transmembrane transport
Cellular component (GO): membrane
Molecular function (GO): amino acid transmembrane transporter activity
Source: RefSeq, a predicted model, not a curated record
AUGGUGCACGACGAGGAGAAGAGCUACAACAACACCCACACCAAGGGCGGCAAGUACGAGGACGAGGGCACCGUCACGGUUGCCGAGCCGUCCGAUGACUACUAUGACCCUAGCAAGGAGAGCCUCGCGACGCGCAUGGGCCUCACGUUUGAGAGCUUCAAGCGCGCGCCGGGCAGUACCCGUGGCCUCGUCGCCCACGGUGACAUCCCGCCCGAGCUGCAGGCACACGACAACCCGCAGCUGCAGCAGAAGAUGAAGCCGCGCCACCUGCAGAUGAUUGCCGUCGGCGGGUCGAUCGGCACAGGUCUGUUUGUCGGCUCGGGCGGCGCGCUCUCGCGCGGCGGCCCCGCCGGUGUCCUCAUCGCCUGGAUCAGCAUGGGCGUCAUGCUCAUCAACGUCACCCAGGCCCUCGGUGAAAUGGCUAUUCUGUACCCCGUCUCGGGCGGCUUCUACACGCUCGCCUCGCGCAUGCUCGACCCCUCGUUCGCCUUCGCCAUGGGCUGGAACUAUGUCUUCCAGUGGCUCACCAUCCUCCCGCUCGAAAUUACGGUUGCUGGCAACACGGUGCAGUACUGGAACACGCCGGUGCCACUCGGCGCAUGGAUCACCAUCUUCUACAUCCUGACCAUUCUCAUCUGCGUGCUCGGUACACUAGGCUACGCCGAGGAAGAGUUCUGGUCGUCGUGCCUCAAGCUCGUCGUAGUCGUCAUCUUCAUCAUCAUCGGCAUCGUGUGCAUCGCUGGUGGCGGCCCCAAGAGCGGCUCGUACGGCGAGUACGUCGGCGGCAGGUACUGGAAGAACCCCGGCGCCUUCGCGCACGGCUUCAAGGGUGUGUGUUCCGUCUUCGUGACUGCCGCCUUCUCGUUCGCCGGCACCGAGCUCGUGGGCCUUGCUGCCACCGAGACGCCCAACCCCCGCCAGACGAUGCCCUCGGCCGUCAAGAACACCUUCUGGCGCAUCACCCUCAUCUACAUCACCUCGCUCACCAUCAUCGGCCUUGCCCUCCCCUACGACGAGCCCCUCCUCAAGGUCGGCUCGGGUGCCCAGGCCUCGCCCUUCGUCAUUGUCAUGAAGAACGCUGGGAUCAACGGUCUCGACCACCUUGUCAACAUCACCAUCUGCAUCUCGGUCCUUUCGAUCGGUCUCUCGGCCGUCUACGCCGGCAGCCGUACCCUCACUGCUCUCGCCGAGACGGGCUACGCCCCCCGCUUCUUCGCCUACGUCGACAAGGCUGGUCGCCCUCUCUGGUCGGUCGUCCUCCUCCUCGCUACCGGCCCGCUCGCGUACAUCAACCUCGCCGACGUCGGCUCGCAGGUGUUCGACUGGCUCCUCGCCCUCUCGGGUCUGUCCACCCUCUUCACCUGGCUCGCCAUCUGCAUCACCCACAUCCGCUUCCGCCGCGCCUGGAAGGUCCAGGGCCACUCGGUCGAGGAGCUCCCCUUCCAGGCCCUCGGUGGCAUCUACGGCUCGUACCUCGGCUCGACGCUCAUCGUCCUCAUCAUCAUCGCCCAGUUCUACAUUGCCGUCUGGCCCCUCGGCCCCACCCCGCACGGAGGCAAGGCCGCCGAGGUCUUCUUCCUCUCGUUCCUCGCUGCCCCCAUCGUCCUCGCCUUCUGGAUCUUCGGAUACUUCUGGAAGCGCGGUCUCCCCCGCAAGGCCAAGGACAUUGACCUCGACACUGGCCGCAAGAGCUGGCUCACCGUCGAGGAGAUGCGCGCGUGGCGUGCUGAGCGCAGGAAUGCGCCUUGGUACGUUCGUAUCUACCGCAUCCUCUUCUCCAACUAG